Messenger RNA from Coccidioides posadasii C735 delta SOWgp, 1555 nucleotides. RefSeq lists its product as uncharacterized. NCBI's taxonomy places the organism in Eukaryota, Fungi, Ascomycota, Eurotiomycetes, Onygenales, Onygenaceae. Gene Ontology annotation, biological process: endoplasmic reticulum tubular network organization. The record is from RefSeq and is a predicted model, not a curated record. Gene Ontology annotation, cellular component: endoplasmic reticulum tubular network.
GGCCACAAAAUAACACUCUCCGGUCGAGAGAGAGCGCAUACUUGACUUACUUCCAUACACGCAAGCUUAGUGGAACACUCGCAAAAAAGGCCAUUUUCAUGCUCACUGAAUUUCCCAGCUGAAACAAUGUUGUUGUGUGGAAACUGAACUAGUCAUGGUGUCCUUCUGGCCAUGGAGGGGCUCUGAUAACUCCCCGGCAUCCUUCGAGAAAGCUCUAUCCCAUCUGUCAAAGCGAUUGGCAGACACAAACAUCCACCUGGACAAAUUGCGGCACCGCUCCCGCCGUUUCAGAGCUCUUUGGACACUAUACACCAGCUUUGUCUACAUCCUCCACUCGCUGAUUCUCGUCCUCGUGCUGGGACAGGGACGAUGGGGACCUAUCGAAUAUACAGCCAUAUGCGGUGGGCCAGUUGUUAUUUACGUCGUCCGACUCGCCGCAGAAAACUUCUAUAACUAUCGCAUCUCCAAGACACAGAAUGUCCUCGACGACCUCCAAAAGCAGCGUGACCAAACUAUUGAAAAGCUCAAGGAGGCGACAAAGUACAAUUCGACGCAGUUACUCCUGGAAAAAUAUGGUGGAGACUCGCCCAAACUAAAGCGCUCCGGCAACGAUGCUAGCAGUGACGAAGGACGAGGUUCGCACAAACGUCGAACCCCGAAGGAUAGAACUCCUCUUCCUCUUCCUGAGAGGAGAACAGGGCUUGCUCCACCACCCACAGCAAACAUCCGGCAAAUUGAAUCGGGCUCCAUCUCUCCCCCUCCACAGGCACAACAUGACCGACCUCAUACCUCCGCUGGAUUUUCACCGCGCCCCCGAGCCCAAGUCCCAGCCCAGGCGGAUGAGCCGGAAUUCCACCCUAGCGCAUUCUCCGCGUCCGUCUAUACGGAAUCCCGCCCGCCGCGAUGGUAUGAUCGGGUACUGGAUGUUUUGCUGGGCGAGGAUGAAACUCUUCCGAAGAACCGCCUGGUUCUCAUAUGCCAGCAAUGCCGCCUCGUUAAUGGACAAGCGGCCCCCGGUGUUCGGACGCUGGAAGAACUGGGUGCGUGGAGAUGUGGCAGCUGUGGCGUGUGGAACAACCAAGACGGUCAGGCCAAGGGUAUCGCCACAGGGGCUCUUCCAGCGGAUGCGCUCCUAUCCACUCACUCUCGAACACGCAGUCAAAGCCUCCCUCAUCAUCCUGGGCAAAGCCCCGGCACCACGGAGCCGCCAAGUUCUCCUGAAAGGACGUGGGAGCCGGUGCCACGUCCAGGAAGUAUUAGUAGCGCGGUGGAUAGAGAAGAUAAUCCCGCGAUGUAAGGCAGGGAUGUGACUGCUGCCCAUGCGGCGCCAAGCAGUGAAGACGGACUGGAGGCGGGAGACAAGUUUGAGGCGAGCGAUGACUUCGUGGAAGACCGGGACGCGAAGUAGGGGAAGGGGGGAGGGAGAGGAGGUAGUAACAUGAACAAGGCGUCUAACAUGCCCUGCAAGUCUAAGACAUCCAGGCCGGCGUGCCCCCACGGGCCUCUUGGCCGCAAUGGCAAUUGAUGAGGCCCAGAUGAGCUUAUUUCUCCUCUC